CGUUCCUGAGAUCCCGUGAUGCUCAGCCUGGGCCCGUGAUGGAGUCGGUAGCCGCGGAAAACUUCUGAAUUUCGAUCAAUGUUCCUCACUGCUGCGGAUUCGAACGCUCGCUCAUCGCUCAAUCGCUUCCCGGAAUUCAUCGGCGCUAUCUUCCGGUGUAGUCUGAAAAAUUCAUUAGUUUAACUCAAGACUGAAAUGCACGCGGAUUCAGUGAGGUCGGGUCCUCGGCCGUCCGAGGUACUGGACGAAGGAGUGCUGCUCUGCUCCGGAGGCUACGACAAUGUUAUAAAAGUUUGGAGCGCUUACUCCGGCACCUGCCACCAGAGAUCUCUCUCGCACACAGAAAGCCAGGUGAACUGUUUACACAUCACACCUGACAGAUCCUAUUUCGUCGCCGGAGGAUACCAAUGCGUUAGGUUAUACGAUAUAAACUCAAAGAACAAUAAUCCCACCGUCACGUACGACGGAAUCCUGAAGAACGUCACAUCUUUGGGGAGCCAUGAAGACUUCUCAUUCAUGUUCACAACCGGGGAAGACGGCUCCGCCAGAAUAUGGGAUCCUAAAGAUUCAAGAGGGGGAAGUCAAUGCCAUCGAAUGUUCGAAGCGAAAGCUCCUUUGAACUUCGGUGUAUUGCACCCAAAUCAAACGUGCCUGUUCGUCAGUGAUCAGCAAGGCUCUAUAUAUAUGUGGGACCUGAGAAAUAAUUAUAACGACACCAUAGUUCUGAAUAAAGAAAGCUCUAUACAAUGCGUGGACAUCGACGCCCAGGCUAGAUACGCCUGUGCCGUCGAUAACAAGGGGUUCAUGUACUUCAUGCGACUGGAUGAGCCGGUUGGCGAAAAGUCUCCAUUUUUCAACGAGUUCCGAACCUCUUUGAAGAUAGCCGCUCACUCAAAGUACGGACUCAAAUGUAAAUUCAGCCCCGACGGACAGAGUGUCGUCACGACAUCGGCCGACACGACUGCCAAGGUCUGGGAUGUGCUCGAACUGGAGCGGCGGCUCGAUGAGCAAUGCAGCCUUAAUGUCGACGAGAUGGAGUUCAAGGAAGCCUCCAUGGAACCAAAGAUGGUACUGAAACGUGAAAACGUGCAGCGGUGGGUAUGGGACCUCGCCUUCACGAUGGACUCGGAAAACCUUUUCACGGCUUCCUCGGAUAACAUGGUCCGUCUCUGGAAUCUGAAGUCUGGCGAGGUUGUCAGGGAAUACACCGGUCACACGAAAGCUGUGAUCGCUCUAGCUUUCAUGGACAAGCCGGUCGAGUGAAUGGCCUGCUGAGGCUCUGCGGAUGAGGAUGCUCGACCUUUCAGGAGUUAGGCAAAUUAUGAAAAAUAAAGUCGCUCAAUUGAGUCGCCUCCGAGAA
This is a messenger RNA of Galendromus occidentalis (western predatory mite), 1360 nucleotides long. RefSeq names its product MTOR associated protein, LST8 (gene Lst8). The record is from RefSeq and is a predicted model, not a curated record. Gene Ontology annotation, cellular component: TORC1 complex; TORC2 complex. The transcript has 6 exons. Gene Ontology annotation, molecular function: protein binding. The coding region runs from base 196 to 1263 and encodes 355 amino acids. Gene Ontology annotation, biological process: TOR signaling; regulation of actin cytoskeleton organization. NCBI's taxonomy places the organism in Eukaryota, Metazoa, Arthropoda, Arachnida, Mesostigmata, Phytoseiidae.